Myiozetetes cayanensis is the source of this 4612-nucleotide messenger RNA. It is a transcript of the gene ZBTB14, whose product is annotated as zinc finger and BTB domain containing 14. Gene Ontology annotation, molecular function: DNA-binding transcription factor activity, RNA polymerase II-specific; RNA polymerase II cis-regulatory region sequence-specific DNA binding; protein binding. The transcript has 2 exons. NCBI's taxonomy places the organism in Eukaryota, Metazoa, Chordata, Aves, Passeriformes, Tyrannidae. Gene Ontology annotation, cellular component: nucleus. The record is from RefSeq and is a predicted model, not a curated record. Gene Ontology annotation, biological process: regulation of transcription by RNA polymerase II. Bases 1291 to 2637 code for a protein of 448 amino acids.
GCACCGAGCGCAUCCCGAGCAGGCACAGCCUCCAGGACACACCUCCCCACGUCCCGGCGGUGGUAGCUACGGCUGUCUAAAAAAGUGUGUGAAGGAAUAAAUCAGAAUUAAUUCAGACGGUUACCUCAAUAAUUAAUUCUCCCUUAGUAAGUGUCAACAGACCUGAAGCAAAAUUGCAUAUUGUUUAACAGAACAGGGUGCAAUUGCUGCUAGAUUAUUAACAGUGACGUUUUGCUACUUGUUUGAAGAAAAAGCAUUUUUUCCCAGUUUGCAAGGAGCUCUAAACAUAUCCUGUUGAAAUGGUGGUUGUCCUGCCCUCUUUGGUGCUGAACUGAUACGUUUUCCUGGGCCAGCAGACUCAGCCAGCCCAGAAAAAUACACAGGAGUGGUUUUUUGGUUUUGUUUUCUUUUGUGUAUUUCAAAUAUUUAUGUAAUCCCUAUCUGGCUAUCUUAACAUUAGAUUAUUUAGGACUAAGAAAAGAAUUUUGGUCUCCCAAAGUGGAAGUUGCCUACCUGUCAUCAUGCCUGUUGUAGAAUGUCAUAGAAUAUAGGAAAGAAGUUCUCAGCAGCACUGUGCCAGGUGAUGGAAGAUUUGUUCUGAACCAUUAUUAAAUUUCCCUCCUUUCUUUUAUAUUUCCAUCUUCUGUCACAAUUAGAUGCCAGCAAUUGGGAUUGAAUAAUUUGAAUUAUGUGUCUUGUAUUAUCCUUCUGCUCUUCGGGUAUCUCCAUUGUUUGGAGAUCUGGCACACUUGGUAUCUCUUUCCCUGGUCCUUGAUGCUCAUCCACCCAUAGCACAGUCUGCUGUCCUUUGGAAUGCCCAGUCUGCUUGCCAGACCGUCUGCUAGGCUUGUUCAGAUCUCUGGUUCAGCAGGAGACUAACCACCUUCUUGAUGGGUUGGUUACUGGAUUGACUAGUGAUUCCUGUGGAGGUUUUUCAGACUUUUUGAUGUAGUGCAAAGUAAGUAGCAGGAAAGUGGAGCCAGGGAAAUGCAGUAGCCAGAGGAAAGUAACACAUGAUUUAUAUCAACAAUGCUGUCAGAUCAGUUUAUCAAGUAGAACUGUAGUACCACUGAAAAAUUACUGAGUAUUUUAACAGUGCAUUCUGUCUAACAUAAAAUAAUUGAAAGUGCUGUGUUUUAACUCACAAAUUAAAAAUAAUUUUUUAAUAGAUCUUAUAAUUUCUUGAAGUGUUAUUACCUUCCUGUCUUUCAGGCUGAAAGUGGCCCAGUCUGAGGGCUAAUCUAUCAAAUAUUUAAUAAUCACUUGCUCAGAAAAUUUCCCGCGUUGUUCAUGGAGUUUUUCAUCAGUAUGUCUGAAACCAUUAAAUAUAAUGACGACGAUCACAAAACUGUGUUCCUGAAAACACUGAAUGAACAACGUUUGGAAGGAGAAUUUUGUGACAUAGCUAUUGUGGUUGAAGAUGUUAAGUUCAGAGCCCAUAGGUGUGUGCUUGCUGCCUGCAGUACCUACUUCAAAAAGCUUUUCAAAAAACUGGAAGUUGAUAGUUCAUCAGUAAUAGAAAUAGAUUUUCUUCGUUCUGAUAUUUUUGAGGAAGUUCUCAAUUACAUGUAUACUGCAAAGAUAUCUGUUAAGAAAGAGGAUGUAAAUUUGAUGAUGUCUUCAGGCCAGAUCCUCGGUAUUCGAUUUCUUGAUAAACUCUGCUCUCAAAAACGUGAUGUUUCUAGUCCUGAAGACAACACACAGUCCAAGAGCAAGUACUGUAUAAAAAUAAACCGUCCUAUGGGAGAACCCAAUGAUACACAAGAUGAUGAGGUGGAAGAAAUUGGAGAUCAUGAUGACAGUCCAUCAGAUGUGACAGUGGAAGGAACUCCCCCAAGUCAAGAAGAUGGAAAGUCACCAACUACUACCCUGAGAGUGCAAGAGGCAAUUCUGAAAGAGUUGGGAAGUGAAGAAGUUCGAAAAGUAAACUGCUAUGGCCAAGAAGUAGAGCCUAUGGAAACAACUGAAUCUAAAGACUUAGGAUCUCAGACCCCUCAGGCUUUGACAUUUAACGAUGGCAUAAGUGAAGUGAAAGAUGAACAGACACCAGGCUGGACCACGGCAGCUGGGGAUAUGAAGUUUGAGUACUUACUUUAUGGUCACAGGGAACAUAUUGUAUGUCAGGCUUGUGGCAAGACCUUUUCUGAUGAAGCGCGAUUGAGGAAACAUGAAAAGUUACACACUGCUGAUAGGCCAUUUGUUUGUGAAAUGUGUACUAAGGGCUUUACCACUCAAGCUCAUUUGAAAGAACACUUGAAAAUACACACAGGUUACAAGCCUUACAGUUGCGAGGUCUGUGGAAAGUCUUUUAUUCGUGCACCAGAUCUAAAAAAGCAUGAAAGAGUUCACAGUAACGAGAGGCCAUUUGCAUGCCAUAUGUGUGAUAAGGCUUUCAAGCACAAGUCCCAUCUCAAGGACCAUGAAAGAAGACACCGAGGAGAGAAACCUUUUGUCUGCAGUUCCUGCACUAAAGCAUUUGCUAAGGCUUCUGACCUAAAAAGGCAUGAGAACAAUAUGCACAGUGAAAGAAAACAAGUUACUACAGCCAAUUCCAUCCAGAGUGAAACAGAACAGUUACAGGCAGCAGCCAUGGCUGCAGAAGCAGAGCAGCAAUUAGAAACUAUAGCUUGUAGUUAAAAACUAAAGCAGAAACUUUAUCAGAAAUAAUAUAAGAAAUGAACAAAAUCUGUUGUUGAUAUACAUUUAGACUGAGAAUUUUUUCAAGAAAGCAUAUUUUUAGAGGAUUGAAUGUUACAUAGGAAUACAUAGCAUCGCUUGGUUAGGUAUUUUAAAACAUUUCAGAGAUGGGUAUUCUUAGAAUGUGAAGCAGUUUUUGUUGUCAUUAGCAGUAUAAUGCACUAAUACCUGCUUUAAUUUGAGAAUGUGAUCAAGUUCUCUAUAAAACAGGGAUCAUUGCUGGUUGAUACUUACUCCGUUCAGUAUGGAAUACUGCAUACAACAUAAACGUUGCAAUCAGUGAGAAUCAGUAAGUUUGAAAACGCUGAAAUCUCAAAAAUCACAAACGUGGAAAGGAAAUACUUGGUUUCCAUAAUUCUGAAGGUGUUACAAUUUUUUGAGAAGCAGACAUUGAUUACCUAAGCUUUUUAAUUCCUCCUUUUUUCACUUAAUCUAGGUAGGUACAAUAGAGUGUAAGGGGGAUGGUGGUCAAAAUGAAGUUGCUUCUUAAUCCAUUCCCCCAGAUACCCUCUUACUUUAAUCAAGGUGGCAAGUUUGAUGAAAUACUUGAUUUUUUGAAAAAACUGCAUUAUUCACAGUGAUUCUGGCUGGUAAAGCAGCAGUGUCAUGGCAUUCACCAACCCCUUCAGUGGGUAAAAAAAUCUGCCUCAUUUGUUUUUAUGUUCACUCUUAUACAGGGCCCUGGAGAUGGGACUGAGCCACAAAGGAAAAAGGGUGCAGCAUGGAUGAGGCAUGUUCCUUACUCAAAUCUAGUAGAAAUCAGUUAAAGCUAAUACAGCCUGAGGCUGUGGGUUUUAUUAUGCAGCUUUCAGUUCACCUAAUGUAGCACAGUGAAGGCAAAGGAGUGUUUCUGGGAGCACAGGAGGUUUAGCUGCACUGGCAAGUGACCUGUCACUGCCAGACUCCUGGAGCUGCAGAGCACAGCCACAGGCUGUCACAUACCUGCCCACAGUGUUCAGCUGGGGAUUGUGUCAUGGCUUGUCAUACUAGCUCAUAGGUCCUGUUCAAAUUUAAAAACUUCCACCUUCUGACUCACCACCUCUCAGCAAGAGAGACACUUCAGUGAGUGAAUUCAGUUGUAAUUGAUCCAGAGUGAGUGUUCGCUGUUAGUUGGUUGCUUAGUCUUGCCUAUUUUUUUUUAAGACAAGCUGGCGUACAUGCUGCUAAUUUAAUAGUUAACUCACAGAGUCAACAAAAUAGGUUGUCUUUGGAUUGCAAUCUCCUAUGUGUAGUCAGCAAGAGAAGACAUGAUAACAGUGGUAAUGGUAAUCCAAAGGGAUUUUGAGCCUUUAUUUUAAAUUUGUAAAUACUACUACUGUUGUGAAAACUUCAUUUGAAGUUGGAAUGGGAAAAAAACCACACUCUUGGGCACAUUGUAGUAACAUUGGUCACUUGCAAUACCUAUAGCAUAUGGAAGUGUUAGAUCAGUUUCUGGUAAGUUACUGUGUGGUACAUCACAUCUUGCUUUUCUAAAAAGAAAUUUUAAAAGUGUUUUUGGAACUGUUAUAUGGAACUUCUGUUAUUGGGAUUUUUUUGUUUGGUUGAGUUGGUUUUUUUUUACAGCUUCAUUUUAUUCAUGUACUCAUCAGGUUAAACAGUUAUCUUAAAAUGCCAGUAAUUGUUUGAAUGCUGGUCUGUAAAUAAAACAUGAACUUAAUAUUUUAGAAAAUGUAAACUUUGGACCUUUACCAAUAUAUUUUUUUAAAAUGUUGCUUCAUUUUACAUUCAGUAAUAUUAGUUUGUAAACAAACUAUACAUUUUGUACCUGUGCAACAUCAGAGGAUGUGUAUUCAUUGCAUUUUAUUGGUUCUCUUGAGGAACAUGAUAAAUGACCAUUGUUAAAAUGUUUAACUGUAUAUGAUCACAGAUAUAAAGAUAGUAGGUCCAAAAUAGGAUCUACUUUUUUUUCUAAAAA